AUGGUGGCCAAAAACUCAAUCGAACUUGAGUGCAGCAAGUCCUUGGAGGAAAAGAAAACGACAGUGGAAGACCUCGUUGAAGCUCAGAUCACUGAGGUUCCUCCUAUCUUUGGUCUUCCUCCAGUUACCUUAGACGACAAGAAACCUUCUGUUUCUGCCUCAGGCUUCUCGAUCCCUAUCAUCGACUUUGCAAGCCUCCACGUGGACGCAUUGUCGCGUGAAAGCGUCGUGGAGAAGAUCAAAGAAGCUGCAGAGAAGUGGGGGAUUUUCCAGGUGAUUAAUCAUGGUGUUCCUUUAAGUGUUCUUGAAGAAACGAAAGAUGGAGUUGUUAGGUUUCAUGAUGAAGAUCCUGAGGUAAAGAAAUCUUACUUUUCGCGCGACUUUAGCGAAAAGUUUAUUUACCACAAUAAUUUCGAACUGUAUAGUUCGAAAAAUGGUAACUGGAGAGACUCGUUCGCUGGUUACAUGGCUCCUUAUCCUCCAAACCCUGAGGACCUCCCAGUGGCUUGCAGGGAUGCUAUGUUCGAAUACACGAAGCAUGUGAUGAGCUUAGGUGGUUUGCUCUUUGAGCUUCUCUCAGAAGCUCUUGGUUUGAGUUCUGAGAAGCUUAAGAGUUUGGAUUGCAUGAAGGGUUUGCAUAUAAUCUGCCAUUAUUACCCUCCUUGUCCACAACCUGACCUAACUUUAGGUACAAGUAAGCAUUCCGACAAUACCUUUAUCACCAUUCUUCUUCAAGAUCAAAUCGGUGGUCUUCAAGUUCUUCAUCAAGACUGUUGGGUCGAUGUAUCGCCUAUUCCCGGGGCUCUUGUUAUCAACAUAGGAGAUUUCUUGCAGCUGAUGACGAACGAUAAGUUCAUAAGCGUGGAGCAUAGGGUGCUUGCGAACAAAGCUGGACCGAGGAUUUCAGUCGCGAGUUUUUUCAGCUCGAGUAUGAAUCCGAAUUCAACACUUUACGGACCAAUCAAAGAGCUUUUGUCCGAAGAAAACCCUCCAAAAUACAGAGAGUUCACAGUGCCAGAGUACACAAAGGGAUACAUUGAGAAAGGUCUGGAUGGAACAUCGUACCUCUCGAAUUACAAAAUAUGA
Molecule: messenger RNA, 1086 nt
Organism: Arabis nemorensis
Lineage: Eukaryota; Viridiplantae; Streptophyta; Magnoliopsida; Brassicales; Brassicaceae
Source: the annotation of a GenBank genome assembly